UAGUUGCUGUGUGUUUCAAUCUCUGAGAGUAUAACUCUCGAAACACGACACCAUUUUCGAUCUGAUUAGUGUUGUCACUUUUCAUCUGCAACAAGACGCGCACACCACACCCCCUCUCUAUCUAAUCCCCUGUCUCUAUCUCUUAUCAAAAGUAUACAAUAAUACAAAUAAUCAUACUCAAAGUAUUUUAGGCGGUGGACCUCUCAAUAUCUGCUUUUGCACUGCCCGAUUUGCUCAACUAACUUUCCCCAUUUCUCCCUCAGUCAGACUUGUGAUUUCUCAGUGGUUGUGUGAUGAUUUAAGUGGGUGACCUCCUACUGGUAAUUGAUCUGAGGAGCAGCUUUUUGGAAUGGCUAUGGUUAGCAAGACCAGAAAUAUGCUGGACGGUUUGGUUAAAGACGGGUCAUUUAGAUGGUUGACUAAAACCCCGAGCUCACUUGAUGAUGAUUUAGAUGAGAAGGGGUCUUUAUCCACUGGCAAGAGCUGGUUGCCAGAGCUAUCUCCUGCUGCAAAUGUAGUUAUCCGAAAAUGUUCAAAAAUACUUGGUAUUUCCAUGAAUCAACUUGAAGAAAACUUUGAUGUGGAGGCUUCUGAAUCCAUAAAGCACAAAUCUCAGUACGCGAGGAACUUCUUGGAAUACUGUUGCUUCAGGGCUCUUGCCUUGUCUAUACCAGUGAAUGGUUACCUAGGCGACAAACAGUUUCGACGCCUUACAUUUGACAUGAUGGUUGCAUGGGAGUUUCCAGCAGCUUCUAGUCAGCCUUUUGCCAGUAUGGAUGAAGAUGCCACUGCUGGACUAGAGGCUUUCUCUCGUAUUGCUUCAGCAGUUCCUAUAAUUUCCAAUGCCAUAGUUACUGAUAGCAUUUUCGGUGUGCUUGCGUCAUCAACAGGCGAUCGACUUCUAUUCUCAGUCUAUGACAAGUACCUGACUAAUUUGGAAAGGGCAAUUAAAAAAUUUAAGAAUCAGUCAGAGUCAUCCCAUCUGUCCGCCUUACGUACAGCAAGAGGGGAGAAAAUUCUGGAGCUGGAUGGGACCGUGACAACCCAGCCGGUGCUUGAACAUGUGGGAAUUUCUGCAUGGCCUGGCCGGCUAACUUUGACAGAUCAUGCUCUCUACUUUGAGGCACAUCGUGUUGUGUCUUAUGACAAGCCAAAGAUAUAUGAUCUAUCAGAUGAUCUGAACCAGAUCGUUAAACCUGAACUAACUGGACCAUGGGGCACAAGACUCUUUGAUAAAGCAGUCUCGUACAAAUCAGUUUCCUUGUCAGAACCAGUGAUAAUGGAAUUUCCUGAGCUUAAAGGACAUACACGUCGUGACUAUUGGUUAGCCAUUAUUCGGGAAGUUCUACAUGUGCAUCAGUUCAUACUUAAGUUCCAGAUUACUGGAAUAGAGCGGGAUGAGGCGCUUCUGAAAGCUAUAUUUGGCAUAUUGCGAGUACAGGCCCUAAAAGAUAUGAGCUCCAAACAUCCACUUUGUUAUGAGGAUCUUCUUAUGUUCAAUGUAUGUGAUCAGCUUCCCGGAGGAGACCUUAUACUAGAAACAAUUGCAAAUAGGUCAACUGUGAGGGCACUGGAGCGAACAAACUCUCCCAAACCUAGAAACAGAAUGUACUCAAUUUCGACUUCAGCCUUGGCUUCCAACCUGGGGUUAGUUUUCGGGACAAGUUCUCAUGUUCCUAAUGAGACAGGAAUUGUUGUGGGUGAAAUUUGUGUGGGGGAGAUGACUCCCUUGGAAAAAGCAGUUAAGGAAUCCAGAAGCAACUAUAAAAAGGUGAUGCAAGCACAAGCUACGGUUGAUGGAGUGAAAGUUGAUGGUCUUGACACCAACUUGGCAGUUAUGAAGGAAUUGCUCUCUCCUAUGAUGCAGCUUGGAAAUUGGAUUCUUCUUCUGGCUUACUGGGAAGACCCUUUGAAGUCCAUAAUUUUCUGCUUGGUUUUCUCAUACAUUAUUGUCAGGGGAUGGCUGUGCUAUGCCUUUGCACUAUUGCUCACUUUUUUUGCUGUCUUUUUGGUAAUAACUCGCUGUUUAAGUCAAGGCAAAACAGUUGAUGAACUAAAAGUAGUGGCUCCACCUCCAAUGAAUGCCAUGGAGCAACUUUUGGCUGUUCAAAAUGCAAUAUCUCAAGCCGAAGAACUAAUCCAGGAUGGAAAUGUAGUUCUCCUCAAAAUUCGCGCUUUACUACUGUCCAUCUUCCCACAGGCAACAGAGAAGUUAGUGGGUGCUUUUUUGGCGUCGGCACUAGUUCUGGCAUUCUUACCUUCGAGAUGCAUAAUCCUUCUGACUUUCCUGGAACUCUUCACAAGAUAUUCACCUAUUCGGAAAGCAAGCACAGAAAGAUGGACUAGGAGACUAAAGGAAUGGUGGUUCAGUAUCCCGGCGGCUCCUGUAGUUCUUGAAAGAGCCAAAGAAGACAAAAAGAAGAGAUGACGAAAAGUUUUUUGUAUAUGAUCAAAGGUGACACAGAGCAAUAUCCUAGAAUGCCCAGUGGUUGUAAAUUUGUAAUAUAAUAUAUGAGAGAGAUUAAAGAUGCAACGGCAUUGGCUUUCAUUAGUGUCUGUUGUUGGUGCUGUAUCACUGUUUCUGGGUAUAUUGGAAACUUAUUGUGUGUUGUAUCCUACUAAGUACUAAUCAUGGGUUAUAGAUUGGAUUUCUUUAUC
This is a messenger RNA of Capsicum annuum, 2658 nucleotides long. RefSeq lists its product as uncharacterized. Lineage: Eukaryota; Viridiplantae; Streptophyta; Magnoliopsida; Solanales; Solanaceae. Bases 350 to 2428 code for a protein of 692 amino acids. The record is from RefSeq and is a predicted model, not a curated record. The transcript has 10 exons.